Dentiscutata heterogama is the source of this 244-nucleotide messenger RNA. The record is from the annotation of a GenBank genome assembly. NCBI's taxonomy places the organism in Eukaryota, Fungi, Glomeromycota, Glomeromycetes, Diversisporales, Gigasporaceae.
UGACUGGAAAGAAAUUAUAGAAUCCGAUGAUUUAACAAAUAAAGAAAAGUUUGAUAUAAAGAGUAAAUUCAUCAAUGCAGACAGUAUAAUUAAAGAAAUAUCGCUAAAAUCCUUAUCUAAGCAAUAUUGCAGCAUAUUAAUUGAUGUGAAAGAAAUAGUAAAAAGCCUUGAGGGUGUUAUCGACACUGAAAAUAGUUUGAAAUUGUAUAGUGGACUUGAUAAAUUUAUAAUACCCACUUCUUAA